This is a messenger RNA of Chondrus crispus (carragheen), 477 nucleotides long. RefSeq lists its product as hypothetical. The record is from RefSeq and is a predicted model, not a curated record. NCBI's taxonomy places the organism in Eukaryota, Rhodophyta, Florideophyceae, Gigartinales, Gigartinaceae. The transcript has a single exon. The coding region runs from base 1 to 477 and encodes 158 amino acids.
AUGAACAUAACAAUCCCCGGAUACGCACCACGCAACGCGUCUGUAGCUGCACAGCGAACUCCAUUCCGAACACGCUCGCCGAAAACGCCAGAUUUUCCUUUACUGGCCCGCACAACAGAUAAAUGUGAAGCAUGCCUUGCCAACUGUUCUUAUCGCCUUCUAUCCAUAGCCAAAGCAAUCCCCUUUGCCAUCAUCCCGAUAGCUCAAAAGAGCGACGGACGUCGUGAAACAGGACCGGGACCUCAUGUGAAACAAACCUUUUCUCCUCGAAGAACGACGUCAAAGGCGACUUCGAAGAGAGCACAAGUCCAAAUUCAGGACCCUGCUGGUGCGCAGCCUGAGGUUUCAUCAAUCAUCAAAUCAUCAUCUACGAAGACAAUUCGUCUUCUGUUGCUCCCAAUGAAGCCUGCCAUUUCCAUCUUCGCAGGAUCAAAUAUGAGGUCGGUGCCAACAACAUCUUUAUAUUCGCCGCGAUAG